UACUAAUCUGGAGUAGGCGGCAUAGGUGAUCGAAAAGCCAGAAGGUUACCACAGCAACCUAAACAUACCCAACAGCUCUGUGAACCCGUUUGCCUCUCUAAUGAUGGCGGGACGUAGCAGUCCUUACGCAGCUGCGUGGCGGCGAGUGGGGAGGGGCGGAACACGCUGUAGUGAGAGCGCAUUGUUUGUUUGAAAGGAGGAAUCUGGGCCGAGUCGCGGCCGUCUAGUAGAGGGGCCGGGGAGAGACUGGGGCGGCGGCGCAGAUUGUAGGGAUUCAAGCUUUUUGGCUUGUAACCGCCAGGCCGUUUCGUUUCUUCUCGACCAUCUCAAACUGGGACACGUACUGAGGGCGCAGGGGAGCGGCGCGGUCCUUUGUGAUCGGCUCCGCGGCUCGUCUGCAGUUUACACAGAAAACGGAGCGCCGAGCAGACCGCCUCCAUUAACCACUGACAAGCCAGUGCGAGCAAGCCCGUCGCCAGCAGACUGCCUAAAAUGAGGCGAAAAGGACGUUGGCACCGGGUUUCGGCUCCCCGUUCCUCUACUUCUCCAUGUAGUAUUAAACAUUCUCCUACACGGGAAACCUUGACUUAUGCCCAAGCUCAAAGAAUGGUUGAAAUUGAAAUAGAGGGUCGUUUACACAGGAUCAGUAUUUUUGAUCCUUUGGAGAUUGUUUCAGAGGAUGACCUUACUGCUCAAGAAAUAAAUGAAUGUAAUAGCAAUAAAGAAAACAGUGAACAGCCUCCACAGGUUUGUCUAAGAUCCAAAAGGCAUAAAGCAAGUAAGGAGAAAAAGAAAAGUGAAGUUCUUCCAACUGCACAUGGCCACACUACUACCAGCGUUCUCCCAGAGCCCAAAGUUCGUGUUAUAGAAUGUAGUCCACCAUCUGCUCCAAACAGGUCUCCCAGCUAUUACAAAUUUCAGGACAAAUCACCUGAAGAGCUUGACAAAGAAGUAGAGUAUGACAUGGAUGAGGAGGAUUAUGCCUGGCUGGAAAUUAUUAAUGAGAAACGUAAAAGUGAGGGGUUUUCUGCAGUGUCUCAAGACAUAUUUGAAUUUCUUAUGGACCGAUUUGAAAAGGAAUCUUACUGUGAAAACCAAAAGCAGGGUGACCAGCAGUCAUUAAUCGAUGAGGAUGCAGUAUGCUGCAUUUGUAUGGAUGGGGAAUGUCAGAACAGCAAUGUCAUCUUAUUUUGUGAUAUGUGUAACUUAGCUGUACACCAAGAGUGUUAUGGGGUGCCAUACAUACCAGAAGGGCAAUGGCUUUGUAGGCAUUGUCUUCAGUCUCGUAAUAUACCUAUUGACUGUGUUUUGUGCCCAAAUAAAGGAGGUGCCUUCAAAAAGACUGAUGAUGAUAGAUGGGGUCAUGUUGUGUGUGCUCUAUGGAUACCAGAAGUUGGAUUUGCAAAUACAGUUUUUAUUGAGCCAAUUGAUGGUGUUCGAAACAUUCCUCCGGCCAGAUGGAAGUUAACUUGUUACCUCUGCAAGCAAAAAGGUGUUGGUGCCUGUAUCCAGUGCCAUAAGGCUAAUUGUUAUACUGCUUUCCAUGUGACUUGUGCUCAGAAAGCAGGUUUAUAUAUGAAAAUGGAACCUGUAAAAGAAGUGGCUGGCAGCAUCACAACAUUCUCUGUUAAAAAGACUGCGUACUGUGACGCACACACACCUCCAGGAUGUGUGAGGAGGCCAUUAAAUAUUUAUGAAGAGCCAGAAUCUAAAAAUGGUAUUUGUAGAAAGAGUUCUGAUAAAAAUAUCCGAUCAACGUCGAAAGCGAGGAGGAAAACUACGAAAGCAAAAAAAGAAUUAAAUGAAACAUGUAAUGUUCUCCCAACAAUCACUGUACCUGAUAUCCCACCUCAAAGAGUAAAUAAAAUCAUAAAUCAAGUGUCUAUUCCGAGGAAGAAGCAGUUCAUUGAAAGAGUUCACAGUUACUGGAUGUUAAAAAGGCUUUCAAGAAAUGGCAUUCCCUUGUUGAGGAGGCUCCAGUCAAGUUUACAGUCACAAAGGAAUAUACAAGAGAGUGAAGAUGAUGAGGAAGUGCAGGCCCUGAAGAAGAAAUUGAAGUACUUGCAGCGUUUAAGACAUGACCUUGAAAGGGCUCGAUUGUUGAUUGAACUUAUCCGAAAACGUGAAAAACUAAAGCGUGAACAGGUUAAAGUUGAGCAAGUUGCUAUGGAACUUAAACUGACUCCACUCACUGUAUUGCUACGAUCCCUUCUUGAACAGCUACAGGAAAAGGAUCCAGCUCGCAUAUUUGCUCAUCCUGUUAACCUUACAGAGGUUCCAGAUUAUUUGGACCAUAUAAAGCAUCCUAUGGAUUUUUCUACUAUGAAAAAACGGUUAGAAGAUCAGAGAUACAGAAAUCUGAAUGAAUUUGAGGAAGAUUUCAACCUUAUUAUUGAGAACUGUAUGAAAUACAAUGCAAAGGAUACCAUUUUCUAUAGAGCUGCAGUACGGUUAAGAGACCAUGGAGGUGUUUUAUUGAGGCAAGCUAGAAGGGAGGCUAAUGUCAUUGGCUUCGAUGAGGAAACAGGGAUGCAUUUACCAGAACAACCAAAAAUUGAAGCCCCACCACAAUUUUCAUGGGAGGAUGUUGAUAAGCUGCUUAAUCCUAAUAACCGAGCACACAUGGCUUUAGAAGAACAGCUAAAAGAGCUACUGGAAAAAUUAGAUUUGACUUUUGCAAUGAAAUCAAGUGGAUCCAGAAGUAAACGGCUGAAGUUGCUAAAAAGAGAGAUUGCCAAUGUUCGUCAGAUGCUGUCUCAACAGCAUGUACAGCCCCCACAAAUAGAAUCCGGCAUUGGAAGUUUUGAAGAAGAUGGAUCCAUGCUGAAUGAUGGCGAAGAAGAGGGAGAUAAAUCUCCCCCUAAACUUGAACCAUCUGAUGCAUUACCUCUACCUUCAAACUCGGAGACUAAUUCAGAACCACCAACCCUCAAACCUAUAGAACUCAAUCCAGAGCAGAUCCUUCCAAGGUUGGAGACACUCCUGCAACCAAGAAAAAGAUCAAGAAGCACAUGUGGAGAUUCCGAGGUUGAUGGAGAAUCCCCAGUGAAGCGACUGGAUACAGGUCUCUCAAAUGGUUAUGGAGAAGGAGAAAAGGAAAAAGAAUUCAAUAUAACUCCAGGAAGAAAACUGGAACCUCGCAGAAGAUGUGCAUCAGAGUCAAGCAUCUCCUCUAACAACAGUAUCUUGUGCAAUCCCAGCUUUGGCUUGCCAAAAUGUGGGAAAGGUAAACCAGCUCUUAUACGACGUCAUACAAUAGAAGACAGAAGUGAAUUAAUAUCUUGUAUAGAAAAUGGAAACUACGCUAGAGCAGCAAGAAUUGCAGCUGAAGUUGGUCAGACGAAUAUGUGGGUUGCUGCAAGUACAUCUGCAUUUCUUGAACCUUUAAAAGUGGUUUGGGCUAAAUGUAGUGGAUAUCCUUCCUAUCCAGCUUUGAUAAUUGACCCUAAGAUGCCUCGAGUUGGUUGCCACCACAACGGUGUUGCAAUUCCCGUACCUCCCAUGGAUGUACUAAAAACUGGAGACCAGAUGCAAACCAGGGCUGAAGAAAAAUUAUUUUUGGUUUUGUUUUUUGACAAUAAAAGAAGUUGGCAGUGGCUUCCGAAAUCCAAAAUGGUUCCUUUAGGUGUCGAUGAAACAAUUGACAAGCUGAAAAUGAUGGAAGGACGUAAUUCAAGCAUUCGAAAGGCCGUUAGGGUUGCCUAUGAUCGAGCAUUGAAUCAUUUAAGUAGAGUUCAAGGAGAAUCCGUUAGUGACUUCAGUGAUAUUGAUUAAAGAAGGUGCUACAAAGACACAACAUGCCUCAUGUACUCUUAAGCUUUACUUAGAACCUCUUUCUUGAAAAGAAUGUAUUGAAGAUAAAAUGCCCAAUCAUUGGAUGGGUAAAGAUGUUCUGUAAUGGAGCAUGAAAACUCUUGCUGCCGUUCUGCUGAUUUUAUCUAAUUCAUAUAGAUUGGAGUAGCUUCCACUAAAGUUGUUGAAAAUUAUGUUUAUAGUGUUCAUAAUAUGUACAUAUAUGUAUAUUGGGAAAUUUAACUUAUUCUGACUUUGAGGUAGUUCUUGCUUCCUCUCGGCUUUUUGUCUGUUGAAUUUAUUUUUUUGUUUUGUUUUUUUUUUUAGCAAAUUUUUUAAACUUUUUUUUUUUUUAAUUGACAACAAAUGGUUGAGCCUUAGCACCACUUUACAUAAAAAGUGUUUUGUAUUUGUCAACUAGAUUGAAAAAAUAGUUAUGUUCAAAAAAUCUAUUUAAAUAACAUGUAUUGCUACCUGGUGUGUCCAUUCCCAUAUUUUGACUACUGUACUUUAAAGGAAUAUUUUUAAAUUAUAUAAAGUCCUUGCAAAAGAGUUCAGUGUAUCAAAAAAGUAAUUUUAUUUACACAGAACAUCGGAAGAAUCCACUCGUAUUAAAGUAUUGUAUCGGAUCAGUUAUGCAUUAUAUUUUAAGUUUUAACACUGUUAUAGCAUAAACUAUAGUGUAAAUUACCAUCUAGGAACAUACUUUCUAUAUUUUUCUACAGUGUUCUUCUUAAAUAACUAUGUUGGCAUAAUAUUCCCCUGUUUGGAUUAUGGUGUGUGUUUUUACUUUCAAAACUGCUUACAGUCGCACUCAAUGCCCAAAGUUUUAAUUUCUUUUUAGCAUAUGAUUGAAUUUUAUAUAUAUUUUUUUUUAAUUUACUGCAAUUAUCCUUUUUAAAAGUUCUGGAGAAAAAGUUUUCAGCUCAUUUUCCCCUCUUCAAAAUCCCACUGCCUUUUCCCAAAAGAUUUUAUUUUUUUUAUGUAUAAAAGAAAAAAAAAUAAAUUUAAUUAUAUAUGUGCCUGAGUUGUUUGAAAAAUAUUCGUUUGUUUAAAUUGAGAAUUUAAUUUUGAAAAAUUCUAUUAAUGUGUGUUUUAUUAAAGGCACAUACAUAUGGCAACCUGCUUAUGAAAGAAUAUGCAUCAAAAUGUGUUAUUGAAUAUGUAACUGCUUUUCUGUGUUAUAGUUUUGUUUUGUUUUUGUCUCCCUAGAAGGACAGGCAGUUUAUGUAACCAGUUAUACUUUAGAAAAGCUUGGUAGCAAUAGAAACUUUGGAUACAUUUUGUAUGGUACAUGUGAUGUAUAUAGACUUAGUACAUUUUUUAUUUUUAAGACAAGAAGCAUUGUUAGGGAUAUACAUAUAUGUAUGGUGGUUUUCAGGAGCUGCUUUUUUAUAUGAAAAUAAAAAGUCAAGAUUUUGAUGAA
Messenger RNA from Xenopus tropicalis (tropical clawed frog), 5218 nucleotides. RefSeq names its product bromodomain containing 1 (gene brd1). Gene Ontology annotation, cellular component: nucleus. The transcript has 14 exons. Bases 493 to 3774 code for a protein of 1093 amino acids. The record is from RefSeq and is a predicted model, not a curated record. NCBI's taxonomy places the organism in Eukaryota, Metazoa, Chordata, Amphibia, Anura, Pipidae.